UCAGAUGAUGUUUUCCUGGAAACAGUAUAUGCCAUCAUAACCUUUGAUACUGUACCUUGCGACACGGCAAAUAAAUUGGCAACUUCAGUCACAGAGGCACCAGCUAAGCGGGCAUCAACAAUCUGCCCUCUUUGAAGCUCAGUAAGCUCUGACAUGACUCCGUAUUACUAGCAGCGCAGUGCAGUGAAUGAUGAAAGUAAGGCUUCCCACCUGUUAGCUAGGUGUCUCAUCACACAGCGUAAGCAAAAGAAUGUUACAUAAUUUCCGCUUUCAACGCAAAACAUGUUGUCACUUUCACACCUGCAAAUCGU
This is a messenger RNA of Staurois parvus, 311 nucleotides long. The record is from the annotation of a GenBank genome assembly. Lineage: Eukaryota; Metazoa; Chordata; Amphibia; Anura; Ranidae.